AUGUGCACACAAAGUGCUGAACUCUACCCAGCAAAUGCCAUCACCACGAAGACUGUUAAUCUCGUAAACGGUGAAAACUUCGAUCCCUCAUUCAUUGGCAUCAACCCAUCUGCCACCCUUCCUACUCUUACCGCGGACGGAAAGUCUUACCGGAACACUACAGAUGUGAUCUUAUACCUUGUCGCCAACGCGCCAACGCGCUCUCCACCCCAACCUCUCACAAAGCCAUCAUUGAACAGGUCCAUGAAGACCAAUACGAUCCCAACUUUGCACUGCUUCUCGUUCGCGAUGACGCCGAACGUGUCGCCAAAGCUGGCGCGUUGCCCAAGACCUUUGUCGAGAAUCAUAGGCCAAGCCACCCUUGUAAAGCACUCUCAAGAUUCUGCUAACUCCCGCUACGCAGCUUUCUACGCCGAAAAGCUUGCUGGGAAUGGGGCGCUCCUUGAUAUAUACACGGGCACGAACAAAAACCCCUCUGCAUUUUACGCCCAGUCUCAGGAGCAUUUUUCCAACCUUAAGUACUAUCUCUAUACCAUUCUACCCUCUGUCCUCCCUGCUGACGGCUUCAUCGCGGGAACAACUCCAGGCGAAGCCGAUUUCCAUCAUGUCGCUGCAUGGUUAACACGUAUCUCUGCUACGUCUGGAGCGACCAGCGCUGCUGAUGCUCUUGUGGCCUUGGAGAAGAUCUUCCGUGAGCCUGUUCCUGAAGUCGUGAGGAACUAUGCAAGGGUUUGGAUUGUGAGAGACAGUUGGAAGAGGGUGUAUGCUGCAGGACUACAUUAGAGAAGAAAUUUCCCUCAGUGCCAAUAUAAUACGGUUGUGAUCUGUCUAUCUGUCAUCUCUCUACGAAAUCAGUCCUUGUGUCCAAUGACAUUCGACUUGACAAGGAAUGUUCCUAUCGAUUUAUCAGGGUCUAUCUACUGUAACGCAUUCUCUUUGUCACGUACAGAUCCCCCUUCCUCACGUUCGUGCCUACGAGAUUAAAAGUCGCGCGUCUUUAAUUUAUAUAGCACACUGGGAAGAUGAACAUUUUUGGUACUACUGAUAAACAAAUUGCGAAUCUUACAUGGCGAGCUCGGGAGCCGUUGACCAGACGGAUCCGCCAUGCUGUGAAUGGGUUGAUUGAGGAAGAUAAGAAAUGCUGAGAGAUGCUGUAGAAUACUGACAUU
Messenger RNA from Desarmillaria tabescens, 1169 nucleotides. RefSeq lists its product as uncharacterized. The transcript is spliced from 3 exons. NCBI's taxonomy places the organism in Eukaryota, Fungi, Basidiomycota, Agaricomycetes, Agaricales, Physalacriaceae. The record is from RefSeq and is a predicted model, not a curated record. Bases 1 to 783 code for a protein of 260 amino acids.